Molecule: messenger RNA, 1692 nt
Organism: Mucor velutinosus
Lineage: Eukaryota; Fungi; Mucoromycota; Mucoromycetes; Mucorales; Mucoraceae
Exons: 2
Coding region: 1-1692 (563 amino acids)
Molecular function (GO): protein binding
Source: RefSeq, a predicted model, not a curated record
AUGAAUUGCACUACCAAGGUGCCCACCUACUGCUACAGACACAGUCCCGAAUUGAUCAAGACGAGAAACAAGGAUGAUAUCGAUACCAUUCAAUUAGAAAAGGAAUUGAGCUCAUUUUCAGAAGAAAAUCAAUCACAAAUCUCUCAAGUGUGGAAUAUCUUCCAACAAUCCUCAAAGCAACAACGACUUUUGAUCUUGAAAGGAAUUUUGGCAUCUUCAUGUACACCUCAACUCUCCUACAUUUCCAACGCCGUAAAACCCCUAUUGUGCACUGAUUUCACUGCUGUGUUUCCACCAGAGAUCACCAAACAAAUCUUCACCCUAUUAGAUGCAUCCUCCCUCUGCUCUGCUGCUCAAGUCAGUAGACGCUGGAAGUUACUAGCUGAUGAUGAUACCCUUUGGCAUCGCAUGUGCGAGCAACAUAUCAACAAGAAAUGUACAAAAUGCGGUUGGGGUCUCCCUCUCUUACAGAAACGCAAAGUCGUCCGUGUCAGCAAACGUGCUCGCUCUGAACCUCCUUGUGAUGAAGAAGCAGCAACCGCUCCUGCUGCCAAGCGUGUGGAUCGCCGACCUUGGAAAGAUGUCUAUAGCGAACGUUUAGUCGUAGAACGCAAUUGGAGACGUAACACUGCAACAUGUCGAGUUUUUAAGAAUGAACACAGCGCUGGUAUUAGCUCUCUUCAAUUUUGUGAGGCGCAAAACAUCUUGAUCACUGGUUCUUAUGACAAAACUGCUAUUGUUUGGAAUUUGGAGACAGGACAAGUGUUGCGUACCUUGAAGGGCCAUGCUCGUAGUAUUCGCACACUUCAAUUUGAUGAUACCAAGCUGGUCACUGGCUCUAUGGACAACACGCUUCGUAUCUGGAACUAUCACACUGGUCAAUGCAUUCGUACCUUGGAAGGCCAUACUGAUGGUGUUGUUCAUUUGAAUUUCAACUGCCGUAUCUUGGCUAGUGGUUCUGCCGAUUCUACCAUCAAGAUUUGGAACUUCCAUACUGGUGAAUGCUUUACGUUGAGUGGUCAUACCAAGGCUGUGAACCAUGUCAGCAUUCAAAAGGACAGUACCACGCUUGUGUCCAGCUCUGAAGAUGGCUCUAUUCGUAUUUGGGAUCUUGAGAAGCGUGCUUGUGCUCGUGUUCUUAGUGGCCACAUGGCACCUGUUCAGACUGCCAUCCCUAGCAUGCCUGGCUUCCUACAUACCUUCUUCAAGCAACAAACCAAGAAGCCAAUCUUCAUCAAGCGCAUCUCUAGUAGCGGAAGUGGCAGCAGUGACGAAGAAGAGGAUGUUGCAGCAAACGCAUUGAUUCGUCGUCGUGGCAGCAAUUCCAGUAACACAAGCGAUAACAGCAAUAGCAGCACUGUGAGUGAUUGCGACCGUUCAUCUGAGCAAGUUGUUAUCUCUGGCUCUCUGGAUAACACUAUCAAGGUUUGGUCUCUUGAAACGGGUGAGUGUCUUCAAACUCUUUUUGGCCAUGUACAAGGUAUCUGGACUUUGGCCUAUGAUAAGCUUCGCCUGGUAUCUGGCUCCAACGAUGGAUCACUCAAGCUCUGGGACAUCGAAAGUGGCUUACCGAUGCAUUGUCUUGAUGGCCACACUUCAGCUGUAACUUCUGUUUCUCUCAGUGAUACCAAAGUUGUCAGUGCUGAUUGUCAAGGUGAAAUUCGUAUUUGGGAUUUCGGUGUUCAAGCUUAG